AUGAUAGCAAAUAAAAAGGGCAGAGGAAGAGGAGUUUUGUUAGCGGUUAAAUCUCAUUUGUCUAGUAAACAAUUAAAACUAACUUCGCCUGUUACGGAUGCUGAUUUAAUUGGAGUCAAGGUGCAGUUAAAUGAAAACGUCAGUUUAAAUAUAAUAAAUUUAUACAUUUCACCAGCUUCACCCAGUAUUUGUUACGAAGAUAUCUUUGAGUAUUUGGAGCAUGAGAGUCUUAUAUCUGAAAAAACCUUAAUAGUAGGUGACUUUAACAUCCCUGAAUAUUAUAAUCAGAUAAUGCAAAACGAGAAUGUUGGACAUUUAACAGGGUCGAAUAUUCCACUGUGUGAUUUUAUUAAUUUUAAUGAUUUACAGCAGCAGAACUUAGUAACUAAUGCUAAAGGUAGACUUUUAGAUUUAAUCCUUUGUUCUACGGAUUUGAAAUGUACCGUAAUGCAGUCCAAUACUCCAGUAGUUGAUCAAGAUGUUCACUAUCCUGCGUUAUCUAUCAUUCUACAAGUUCGUGCAGCUAAUUUGAAAGAGUCGAAUUUCAACUUUUCGAGAAUUAAGACCAAAUAUAAUUUUCGUAAAGGAAAUUAUAUAGAGCUAUACAGAUACCUAAAUAACACAGACUGGUCUCAACUACUAGUUAUUAAAGAUGUCGAUGUUGCUUGCGAUUAUUUCUAUUCCAUUAUUUAUGACCUUUUAGAUAGAUUUAUUCCCAAGACUCCAAUUAAUACUACGACAUAUUAUCCUGUUUGGUAUACACCAUCUAUCAUAGGCUAUAUUAAACGUAAGCGUCAGUUAUGGAAGAGUUAUAAAAAAAAUAAAUUUGAAAGAGUAUUAUCACAAGUUAAUGAUCUUAGGAGACUCAUUAAGAAAGAAAUCAAAGUGGCAUACAUCAACUUUAUAGUAUCGGCGGAAACGAACAUCAAGCAAGAUCCAAAAAAUUUAUGGGCAUAUAUUAAUCAAAAGAAAAGUGUCUCGAGUAUCCCAGGUCAUGUGUUCAAUAAAGGUAUUGAACCAACUGAUCCACAAGAAAUUGUCAAUCAUUUCGCGAUUCAUUUCAGUGACAUCUUUAGUAGUGAUAAUAUCUGUGAUAGUUUCCCAGUCUGUGAUAGAGAAAGUGAUAUGGUGAGCGUCUUACACAAUUUCGUAAUAAAUACCUGUGAUAUUUUGGAUGCCGUCAAAAAAGUCAAUUCUAAUUUUACUAUGGGUCCUGACAAUGUGCCUGCUUUCCUUGUAAAAGACUGUAUUUCUUGUUUAUGUGAACCCCUUUGCUACUUGUUUAAUUUAAUUAUUGCUGAGGCUGCAUAUCCUAAUAAGUGGAAGUCUACUAAAGUUAUCCCGGUCUUCAAAUCUGGUACAGCUCAGUUAUUUGCUACGCCGAUGCUCAUUUCUAAAUUAAAUGCUCACAAAACGCGUAGAUGUUCAGUUUCAGUGUCUGGGGAGAUACAAUGUUUCCAAGUAGGUACUCAGUACAUAGAGUAG
Zophobas morio is the source of this 1485-nucleotide messenger RNA. RefSeq lists its product as uncharacterized. NCBI's taxonomy places the organism in Eukaryota, Metazoa, Arthropoda, Insecta, Coleoptera, Tenebrionidae. The coding region runs from base 1 to 1485 and encodes 494 amino acids. The transcript has 3 exons. Gene Ontology annotation, cellular component: extracellular matrix. Gene Ontology annotation, biological process: cell adhesion involved in heart morphogenesis; larval heart development. The record is from RefSeq and is a predicted model, not a curated record.